AAUGGCUGUCUUCUGGUUGUUGUGUUCGGGUGUCGGGCUCUGAGCAAUGUUAGUAGUUUUCUCUUAUUUUAUGCGCGAUGCUCGUUGUGCAUUCAGUUUUGCUUGAUCUGUGGUAAGACACUGAGUGUUGAGUUUGUUUUGUUGAAUGUGCUCAGUUCGUAGUUUUUGUGAACCUAGUGCGACCGGCUCGUUCAACUUGCCAUCAUGUUAGGCCUAGGCGCGGUGAAGUGCGCCCGCAAGUGCGAGGUGCGUUUUCCGCAAGAAACCAAACGUGGGCUUGCCUUGCGAACUUGCCGUUAAGGGAAGCGAAAGCGCACUGUAAUUCUCACAUGCUUGACACGCGCAUCCAACUAAGGGUGUUUAUUCCCCACAUGCACCCAGAAAAACAGAUCGCCUCAUCAUCAGUGUACCAGAGCCCAUUUUGUUGGUUCCCCAGUGGAGUGCCUGGAAGUACAGCUCGGACACUCAGGCUUUUUGCUUGGGUGCAGAGUAACAGCAAGGCUGAAGAGGGCAGUGAGGCCAUACUAGGGUUUGAGCACCCUUGAGCAAGUGGAAACAGCAUGGCAUCCGUUGAGCACCAGGAGUUUGCAGUUGGCAGCAGUGAUGCAAGUGACGGUGAAGGCUCUGCUACUGGGAGCUUAGCUGGACCACAAACACCUGAAGAACCAGAGAGUGCACUUGAAGAGGGGGAAGCGGUGGCUGAGAGAAAGAGCGAGGAGGCAGCAGUGCAGGAAGCUGAACCUGUUACUGUUGCACCAAGCCACUCUCCUGGGGGCUGCAAUGAGGGGGUUGUUGAGAGCGAGGAAGAGGGCGCUGUUCAUAGCCCAGAGCCUGCACCACAACUGCACUUAACCGAGGACAUCAGCGAGGAUGCCGUGGAGGCAACCCCGGCUGUGCCCAUGGCAAAAAAGUGCCUCAACAGCCGCUCUAUGGAGCCCCUGGAAGGAGAGCUGGACUUUGAGGAUGAUGCUCCGCCGGAGUCACCUAGCAGCACCUCACUUCUUGACAAAGCGCCAAACAAGGACGGCAAGGAGAGCAAACCAAAAGCAGACAACCUAGAAGAGGGGGAGGCUGAAGAUGAUGGUGAAGUGUCUGACGUCAGUGGUACUGAGCUGUCGGUGCAGGACGAUGACUUGGAAGAAGGGGAACUGCCUGAGGGUGCUGGUGGAGGUGCUGGAGCUGCACGUAAGGCUGCCCAGGUGCCGCGGCCCAUCUGCCGCUUUUUCAACAAAGGGCAGUGCACGUGGGGUUCUUCUUGUCGGUUCAUCCACCCAGGCAUUAACGACCGGGGAAACUACAACAUGUUUGCUACUGUUCCCAAGCCACCACACCACCACAUGCCACCACCAAUUGGAGGACCAGCUGCUGUCAUGCGUGGUGGAGCGCCACCUCCAGAAUUUCUUGGGCCUCCCAUGCCACCACUGCCACCACCGCCAGAAGAAAUGAUGCUGCCACCAGUAGAGUCUGCAUGGGAGCGAGGUCUCCGUCAUGCUAAAGAACUUAUGAAGCGUGCUUCCCGUCGUAAAGAGCAGGAGCCUGACUUUGAGGAGAAGCGGCUCAACAUAGUACCUCCACAUCAUGAUCGGACAGCACUGCAGUCUGAGGUUGACAAAGAAAAUGACUUCUACGGGGGAAGUGGUGCGCCUCCAUCUUCUCGGGGCUUGAGUCCUCCUUAUGUGCGACCUCCAAUGCCACCACCCCCUCCUCACCACCUUCCCAGAGGUGGGCGGAGAGGCGAUGGCCGCAGGGAUGAUUUCUACGGCUUCGAUGAGCCAGAUCCUCUGGAGCACUCGGAACGAGAGGCAAGAGAAUACUGGCGUGGAGGACGCUACGAGAACUUUGAAGUGCGCUGGAGCAAUCGGCAGGAGUUUGACCACAGGGAUCGAAGAGAAAAGGACCGGAGGCCUGGCCGGAGUUAUGAUCGAGAAAAAGGUAGCUAUUCACAUGGCACUCGACCCGACAGACCACACGGAGGUGGCUCCGAAAGGGAACCACGUUGGCGGGAGGAGCGCUUUCAGGAAGCCCCACCUCCACCUGUCAGUCGUUCACGACCUGAUGAGUGGCGGGAUCCCUGGAGGAGGUCAAAGACACCUAAGGGUCGCAGAAGUAGGUCCAGAGGUCGUAAUCGGAGGUCCUUUUCGAACUGUUCCUCAAGGUCAUUUUCAUCCCGGUCAUCAAGGUCAUCCUACAGUUAUUCCCGCAGCUCUUCUUCUCGAAGCUCAUACUCCAGUUACGACAGCCGUUCCAGAUCCCGGUCACCUGCUACUGCAGCUGCUGCUGCUGCUGCACCGGCUGGAAGACCACGUGGCAAUCAGCCCCCAUCAAGGGGACCACCCAUGUAUGGCCCUCCAAGCCAAGUGCCGGGUAAGCAGGGAGGCGGUGGUGCUAGUGGUGGAACCAGUGGUGGAACCGGUGGUGGCACAAGUGGUGGCACAAGUGGUGGCACAAGUGGGGGCACAAGUGGGGGCACAAGUGGUGGCACAAGUGGUGCAAGGUCUCCUGUGCUGGACCGCCGAAAACAGUAUAAUCCCUCACCUCCUCCUAAUACAACUCCUCUAAGUCCUCCCCGCAAGUCCCGGAGGAAAGCACCCAGCCCUCCACCAAGCAAGCAGAAAAAGUCACGGAGUGGUAGCUUCUCUGCAAGCUCCUCACGAUCUCGCAGUCGGCAUACAAUAUUUUCUAAGGGAGGGACACUUGAAACAAAGAAACGUUUCAUGGUCACGUCGAGCUCAUCUCGUACAGCAUCGCAUUCACGGUCACGAAGCUACUCCCGCAGUCCCAGCUUGAACAGCGUCUCUUCAGCUUCAAGUUCACCCAGCCGUCGAAGAAUCCAGGCUUCAUCAGCUGGUGGUGCCAGCAUGCUCCCUUCUAGGAACCCAUCGCCACCAAAGAAAGUGUCUGAGGGAUCCAAAAAACGAAUCGAGAAAGACUCGCUGUCCAAGAACACCCCCAAGAUUCCGUUGCCACCUCCAGCAUCCUUGGAAGUGGCUCAGAGUGGUGUGAUGCCUGGCUACCGGGAGCCGCUGCCUCCGCCCUUGGAUCUUGGUGGCUUUGAGGACGAUUCAGCUCAGCGGCAGGCCCGCGAAGCUGCGCUACGGCAGCAGGGUAUUUCCCAGAAGCCUCAGAUAAAGCUUACCCUCAUUAAAAAGGCACUUCCAUUGGCAUUAGCAAAGAAGGAGGAGCCAGCUGUCAAGAACAAUGGGGACAAAGGUGCCAAGAAACGUCCAGCCUCUCCAAAGUUGGCCUCGUCGCCCUCUCCUCCACCCACUGGUCGUAAAUCGACCACUUUGAGACGUGAGGAACUGUUGAAGCAGCUGAAGGCAGUUGAAGAUGCCAUCGCCCGCAAGCGAGCCAAAUUUAGCUAGCCUUCUGUGACUUCUCCUAUCAAAUCACUCAUUUCUUCCCCACCACCAGUAAUCCUAUGUAAAUAAAUGGAUUCUUCUGUUGCAAUGUCAGAACAGA
Dermacentor andersoni is the source of this 3462-nucleotide messenger RNA. RefSeq lists its product as uncharacterized. The record is from RefSeq and is a predicted model, not a curated record. NCBI's taxonomy places the organism in Eukaryota, Metazoa, Arthropoda, Arachnida, Ixodida, Ixodidae. Gene Ontology annotation, molecular function: RNA binding; metal ion binding. Gene Ontology annotation, cellular component: precatalytic spliceosome.